CUUCUGCAUCUGUGAGGGCUACAGUGUGCCUCGCUGUCUCAUGUAUGAGAUUUACGUGGAGACCUGCGGGCAAAACGCUCAGAACCAAGUCAACCCAGCAACGUUUGGGAAGCUCGUGCGCUUCGUUUUUCCUGAUCUUGGCACCCGAAGGCUGGGCACAAGAGGAAGUGCCAGGUAUCAUUAUGAUGGAAUCUGCAUCAAGAAAACCUCUUUCUUCUAUGCCCAGUAUUGCUACCUUCUGGGUGAAAAAAGGUAUCACGAUGAAGAUGUUGUCACUUUUGAAAAAUCUACUAAUUAUAACACCGUUAUCCAACAAGAAGAAACAUGUGAAGAUCAUUCACCCAUAAAGACAGACCAAGUGGGAUCCCCUUUGUCUGAAUUCAGAAGAUGUCCAUUUUGGGAGCAAGAGCUGGCCAAGAAAUACUCCUAUAAAAUGAUGGCCUUUCUUGCUGAUGAGUACUGCAAUUAUUGUCGAGACAUCUUACAAAGCGUGAAGAACCAAGAACUUGACAGGGUGGAGGACCUUCUUAGUUCCUUCUGGAAAUCUCUGCAGCAAGACACGGUCAUGCUUCUGUCACUGCCUGACGUGUGCCAGCUCUUUAAAUGCUACGACGUCCAGCUGUACAAGGGAAUUGAAGACAUUCUCCUCCAUGACUUUUUGGAAGAUGUUUCUAUCCAGUACCUGAAAUCUGUCCGGUUGUUCAGUAAGAAAUUUAAGCUUUGGCUUCUUACUGCUGUGGAAGGAUUUCCGGCCCUCUUACAGAUCUCCAAGCUCAAAGAAGUCACUGUGUUUGUCAAAAGACUCAGAAGAAAGACGUACCUUUCCAACAUGGCUAAGACCAUGAGAAUGGUGUUGAAAAACAGCAGGAGGGCCAACGUUCUGAAGUCGGAUCUGCAUGCCAUCUUCAGUCAAGGUGCUUUGGAUAUUUCCGCGAAGGCCCUGGCAGGUGACCUGAGCCCCACGGCGGACCUGGAGAGCCACACGGAGAUGCAAUGUCUAAGCAGUUUAAUUUCUUUGCUGGGAACGUCAGCAGAUCUCAGCGUGUUCCUCAACUGUCUGUCUUCAAAUCUCCAGGCAUUUGUCUUCCAGCCAAGCAGAAGCAAAGAGGAGUUCAUGAAGUUAGCCGCCAACUUCCAGCUUCGAUGGAAUUUCCUUCUCACCGCCGUGAGCAAAGCCAUGACCCUCUGCCACAGAGACAGUUUCGGCUCCUGGCACCUGUUCCAUUUGCUGCUUUUGGAAUACGUGAUCCACAUACUUCAGUCGUGCAUGGAGGAGGAAGAGGAAGAGGAGGAUGUAGGGAAUCUCAGGGAAAUGCUACCAGAGGGCCAGUCUCUCCUGCAACCAGACCAGGCACUCUCCCACCCUCCAGAACUGCCAGCUCUGGGCUGUGCCAACCUGCUUGCGGAGCCACAGCCGGUGACGCCAAAACACAUGGGCCCAAGCCAGUGCUCCACGGGUGUGAGCAGUUUGGUUCUCCGGGUCCUGGGCUUCCUGGUGGACACUGCUACCGGUGAUAAGCUCAUCCAGGUACUGCUGGAAGACAAGGUCACCGAAAGCGCCUUUAAACUCAACCUCCCUGUGGGCCAGGAAACCCUCAUAACCCUGAAAGACGGACAGAGAUUUGUGAUUCAUGUUUCAGAUGUGUCCCAAAGCUCAGAACACCCUUACUUCCGAGAAAACGAUGCUAGUAUGUCAGACGGUUUGUUUGAAUAG
Lepus europaeus (European hare) is the source of this 1714-nucleotide messenger RNA. It is a transcript of the gene RFX8, whose product is annotated as regulatory factor X8. The transcript has 14 exons. Gene Ontology annotation, molecular function: RNA polymerase II cis-regulatory region sequence-specific DNA binding; DNA-binding transcription factor activity, RNA polymerase II-specific. Lineage: Eukaryota; Metazoa; Chordata; Mammalia; Lagomorpha; Leporidae. The record is from RefSeq and is a predicted model, not a curated record. Bases 41 to 1714 code for a protein of 557 amino acids. Gene Ontology annotation, biological process: regulation of transcription by RNA polymerase II.